AAACCAUUCUUCUACUAAUACUUCCUCCUCUUCAAAACGGUCAACCUCACAUCACAUGCUUCAAACCUCAAAAUUCAACACUCCACACACUGCUGAGGUUCCAACCAUGUCAACAGAACACUUGACUAAUGGCGAACCCGAAUCCCUCAUCGUACAACCCUUGUUGUCUUCGCAAAGAUCCAUUGUCAACUCCACGUCCCAGGUUGCCAUUGUUGGCGCCAAUGUCUGCCCUAUUGAGAGCCUUGAUUAUGAGAUUUUUGAGAACGAGUUCUUCAAGCAGGAUUGGAGGAGCAGAGGGAAGGUUCAGAUAUUCCAGUACAUAUUGAUGAAGUGGCUCUUGUGCUUUCUUAUUGGUAUGAUCGUUAGCCUUGUUGGGUUUUGCAACAAUCUCGCUGUGGAGAAUCUUGCUGGCGUGAAGUUUGUGAUUACAUCCAAUAUGAUGUUGGAGAAGAGGUUUCUUUUGGCCUUUGUUACAUUUUUUGCUUCAAAUUUGAGUCUCACGCUUUUUUCCUCUAUAAUCACGGCUUUGAUAGCACCUGCUGCUACCGGUUCAGGUAUACCGGAGGUGAAAGCUUACCUUAACGGUGUAGAUGCUCCUGGAAUAUUUACCCUACCAACUCUGUUCGUUAAGAUUAUCGGAAGCAUUACGGCAGUUUCAUCAUCUCUUCUUAUUGGGAAAGCAGGGCCUAUGGUGCAUACAGGUGCAUGUGUGGCAUCAUUGUUGGGUCAGGGUGGGUCAAAGAGAUAUGGGUUAACGUGGAAAUGGUUACGGUUUUUUAAAAAUGAUCGAGAUCGACGAGAUCUAAUAACAUGUGGAUCAGCAGCUGGAAUUGCUGCUGCCUUUCGUGCCCCUGUUGGUGGGGUGUUGUUUGCUCUUGAAGAGAUGACUUCUUGGUGGAGGACUGCCCUUCUGUGGAGAACUUUCUUCACAGCAGCAAUAGUUGCAAUUUUUCUUCGUGCUAUGAUUGAUGUAUGUUUAAGUGGUAAAUGUGGGUUAUUUGGUAAAGGGGGACUGAUAAUGUUUGAUGCUUAUUCAGCAAGUAUUUCAUAUCAUGUGGCAGAUGUUCCUCCUGUGUUUAUUCUUGGUGUUAUUGGGGGGAUACUUGGAAGCUUCUAUAAUUUUUUGUUGAACAAAGUUCUUCGCAUAUACAAUUUUAUCAAUCAGAAAGGCACCAUUUGGAAAAUUUUGCUUGCUUGUGUAAUCUCCAUUUUUACCUCCUGUCUUCUUUUUGGUUUGCCAUGGCUUGCAACUUGCCGACCUUGUCCACCUGAUGCAACUGAGUCUUGCCCUACAAUAGGUCGGUCUGGUAUCUACAAGAAAUUCCAAUGUCCACCUAAUCACUACAAUGAUCUUGCCAGCCUCAUUUUUAACACAAAUGAUGAUGCUAUCAGAAAUCUAUUUAGCAAGAACACCGACGAUGAGUUUGAGUAUUCUUCAAUGUUCAUCUUUUUCAUCACAUGCUUUUUUUUAAGUAUCUUUAGCUUUGGAGUUGUUGCUCCGGUCGGUCUUUUUGUGCCACUUAUUGUGACUGGCGCAUCUUAUGGACGCUUUGUUGGAAUGUUGGUUGGCAAACAGUCCAAUCUUAACCAUGGCCUUUAUGCUGUACUUGGCGCUGCUUCCUUUCUUGGUGGAUCUAUGAGGACAACAGUUUCUCUCUGUGUUAUUAUUCUUGAACUGACCAAUAACUUGUUAUUGCUACCCCUAAUCAUGAUGGUGCUUUUGGUAUCUAAGACUGUAGCAGAUGCUUUCAAUCAAAAUAUAUAUGACCUUAUAAUGAAAGCCAAGGGUUUGCCUUAUUUAGAAACUCAUGCGGAACCAUAUAUGAGGCAGCUAACAGUGGGAGAUGUAGUCACUGGCCCACUUCAGAUUUUCAAUGGCAUUGAGAAGGUUCGUAACAUAGUGUUUGUUCUCAAAACUACCAGACAUAAUGGAUUUCCUGUUAUUGAUGAGCCUCCACUUUCUGAAGCUACAGUUUUAUUCGGUAUAGUCCUUCGCGACCAUCUCCUCACGUUGUUGAAGAAGAAAGCUUUCUUGCCCACACCAACAUCAAUAAGUGAUGAUGUCUUGAAACAGUUUUCAGCAGAUGGUUUUGCAAAGAAGGGUUCAGGCAAAGGUGAAAAGAUAGAGGAUAUACGGUUAACGGAGGAAGAGAUGGACAUGUUCAUAGAUCUACAUCCAUUUACUAAUGCUUCACCUUAUACUGUUGUGGAGACAAUGUCCCUGGGAAAGGCCCUUACACUUUUUCGAGAGGUCGGUUUAAGACACAUGCUAGUGAUACCCAAGAUCUCUGGUAGAUCACCUGUAGUGGGUAUAUUGACAAGGCACGAUUUCAUGCCAGAACAUAUAUUGGGUUUGCAUCCUUUGCUGGUAAGAAGGAGGUGGAAAAGAUUAAGAUUACAGAACCUUUUGGAAUACUUUUGGGAUAUCUGAGAAAGGCUAUCAAGCUUAAACUUCAACAGUAAGGCUUACGUAUUCUUGUGAUAGUUUUUUUGUGACAUCUGAACAACGUUACCAAGCUUAAUUAUUCUUGUGUUGUAGAAGGCAUCCAUAUUCUUGAGACCAGAGUAUUAGUGAUGAUUUUUAUUUUCUUUUACUCCUAACUUCAUCAUGGAAUCCAGAGCUGGUAGUCAUAUUUUUCAUAUUACGAAUUAGGAUAUAUGAAUGCCUUGUAUAUAGGACAUGAACGUAAAAAGUUGUUUUUUGGCAAUGGCAUACGGCUGCUUAAAAAGUGGGCCUCUGAUCAAAGGGGGUUUUGUUUUGUUUUUAUUUAAUAGCUUUGUACUUUCUGUCAUCAUAAUUGAUCAGUGGUUGAU
Molecule: messenger RNA, 2814 nt
Organism: Gastrolobium bilobum
Lineage: Eukaryota; Viridiplantae; Streptophyta; Magnoliopsida; Fabales; Fabaceae
Product: putative chloride channel-like protein CLC-g
Exons: 7
Coding region: 56-2431 (791 amino acids)
Biological process (GO): chloride transport; transmembrane transport
Cellular component (GO): intracellular membrane-bounded organelle; plant-type vacuole membrane
Molecular function (GO): voltage-gated chloride channel activity
Source: RefSeq, a predicted model, not a curated record